UGUGUAGUAACAAAGAAUCCCCAGCAGUGAGCUGCAGGUUCUGUCCUUUCCUGCUUUCCUGAGUGGAAGGCUGCCCUCCUCCUAAGCCUGCAAGCUUGCGAAGAACUUAGGAAUCCAUCAUGCCAAUCAAACCAGUAGGGUGGAUAUGUGGACAGGUGUUGAAGAACUUUUCUGGAAGAAUUGAAGGGAUCCAGAAAGUAAUCAUGGACCUUAUAGAUGAGUUUAAAGAUGAAUUCCCUAACAUCCUAAGAUUAUCACAGUCUAAUCAGAAAAGAGAGCCUGUGCCGAAAACAUCCAAAAUCAGGAUGGCUGUUGCUUUAGCCAAGAUCAACCGGGGAACAUUAAUUCAAGGAUUAAACAGCAUCUCCCAAUCCUCCAAGUCAGUGGCCAAACUUCUGCAGCCUAAGCUUAUAUAUAGGCUUUCAGAGUUAAAGGGCAUAUCUCACCGUCUGCUGAGGGAAGUUAAUACACCAAGGCAACCCUUAUAUAACGUGCAGGUCGGAAGGGGUUCCUUAUUUGAAAUAAUCUCUUUUCCAGCAAAAACUGCUUUAACUAGCAUAAUGUAUGCUUCAUAUGCAGCACUAAUUUAUUUGGCAGUCUGUGCCAAUGCUGUGCUGGAGAAGGUAAAGUACAUUUUCCUGGAAGAAGAAUCCAUAAGGCAGAACAGAGAGAAUGGAAAUUACAGAAAAGCCUUUUCUGAGCCUGUGCUUUCAGAACCUAAGUUAUCUGGAGCUGAAAUCAAAGCAAAACCUUACAGGUCAUUGCCAGAGAAGCCAGACAAAAUUGCAGAUCACCUCAAGCCUGCUGCUAAUAAGCAGAGUAAUAAGAUCCAGGUUUUACAUUCGGUGUUUGACCAGUCAGCUGAAAUGACUGAAUGA
Messenger RNA from Castor canadensis (American beaver), 878 nucleotides. RefSeq names its product spermatogenesis associated 9 (gene Spata9). NCBI's taxonomy places the organism in Eukaryota, Metazoa, Chordata, Mammalia, Rodentia, Castoridae. The record is from RefSeq and is a predicted model, not a curated record.